CAACCGCCAAAAGCCGAAGCCCUUCGAUUUUGAUCCCGUCCCGUCCGCACCAACAACGUGCCGCGGCCUGACGCGGCAGAUGAUUUUUGAGCCAACAAACCACGCUAGGACCCGGGCAAAACCAGCUAAUCAGCCACACUGACAGGAGGCUUCCUACCCCCCCUUAAUCCAGCUGACCAGCUACCCAGCUGGGACAGAGUCCCCGACGACUUUCCCCUCCCAUUCUCCGGUUCUCCCUCCUCCCUGCUCGAUCGAUUCCUUCCUCGCCAGGUCCAAGCUCCAACCGCAUCUGUUCCCGCGGGAUCGAUUCGCCGUGAACUCGAGCACGCGAGCCGGGACACCGCCGGGAUGAAGUCUAUGGGCAGCCGCGACAAGCUCUCGGCGGUGUCCGCGGCGUCGGGCCACCGCCGCGCGCUCUUCGCCGUCUUCGCCUUCUGCUUCGCCUUCGCCACCUUCCUCACCUUCCUCUACACCACCUCCCACUUCACCUCCGCGGCCGCCGCCGCGGGGGGCAGCGACGCCAGCUUAGCACUAGCAGCAGGGUCCGGCUCCGGGUCCGACAACAAGCUGCCGCUCCCGGUGUUCGACGCCCUGGUCCACUACGCCUCCAUCUCCAACGCGACGCACCGCAUGCCCGACACGGACAUCCGCGCCAUCGCCGCGGUGGUCCGCGCGCGGGCGCCCUGCAACCUCCUGGUCUUCGGCCUGGGCGCCGAGUCCCCACUGUGGCUGGCGCUCAACCACGGCGGGCGCACGGUGUUCCUGGAGGAGAACGAGUUCUACGUCAAGUACCUGGAGCCCAAGCACCCGGGGCUGGAAGCCUACGACGUGUCCUACACCACCAAGGUGCGCGACUUCCGGGACCUGCUGUCGGCGGCGCGGGCGUCCCGGGCAAAGGAGUGCCGCCCCGUCCAGAACCUCCUCUUCUCCGAGUGCCGCCUCGCCAUCAACGACCUGCCCAACGACCUCUACGACGUGGCAUGGGACAUGGUGCUCAUCGACGGGCCGUCCGGGUGGAACCCCAACUCGCCGGGGAGGAUGCCGUCCAUCUUCACCACCGCCGUGCUGGCCCGCUCCGGCGCAACGGCGGCCAAGGGCCCCACGGACGUGCUGGUGCACGACUUCCAGUUCGAGGUGGAGCAGGUGCUCAGCAAGGAGUUCCUCUGCGACGAGAACCGCGUCGCCGGCAGCGGCACCCCGUCGCUCGGCCACUUCGUCAUCCCCGGGGGCGGCGGCCGGAGCGACGCCUUCUGCUCCGAGUCCGCCCAGGGGGAGAGCUCGUCGGAAUCGGGAGACAACAACCGCCGCAAGUGAAUUAGCCAAUCUUGCCACGGAAUCGUUAGCCUCCUCUCCUCUCCUCAGCUGUUACUUAAUUUUUCAAUUUUUUUCUUGCAUAUAUGUGUUUGUUGUUUUGUGGGGCGAUAAUUGUAACAAAAAAACCCAGAUAAUACGAUUGCCUCCAUCACAAAAAAAAGAGACAAGUGACAAUGAAAAGAAAAUAGGAGCUUUACACAUCACGGUUCC
Setaria italica (foxtail millet) is the source of this 1524-nucleotide messenger RNA. Its product is annotated as protein IRX15-LIKE. The record is from RefSeq and is a predicted model, not a curated record. The transcript has a single exon. Lineage: Eukaryota; Viridiplantae; Streptophyta; Magnoliopsida; Poales; Poaceae. Bases 349 to 1314 code for a protein of 321 amino acids. Gene Ontology annotation, biological process: xylan biosynthetic process.